This is a messenger RNA of Eriocheir sinensis (Chinese mitten crab), 4535 nucleotides long. Its product is annotated as calpain-B-like. The record is from RefSeq and is a predicted model, not a curated record. NCBI's taxonomy places the organism in Eukaryota, Metazoa, Arthropoda, Malacostraca, Decapoda, Varunidae. Gene Ontology annotation, molecular function: calcium-dependent cysteine-type endopeptidase activity; calcium ion binding. Gene Ontology annotation, cellular component: cytoplasm. Gene Ontology annotation, biological process: proteolysis.
CCAAGUCGGGCUGGUCGCGGCAGCCAAGGUGGUGGUACAGACGACACUCCUCACUCUUGCCCUCACUCCUGCCACUACAACUAAUCUACCCAGGGUAAAGCAAGUGCAGUUACAACCUACGCUCGUAUGCGAAAGUGUCGGUGGAAGAAGCGUGGCAUGACAAAGUUUGACCGUCCAGGAAUACCUCAAUAAGCACCUAGAUUUGGCGGGAGAGCAAGGAAGCGCAGGGCCGAGGCAUCAUGUUCGGCUUCCUGAAGAACGUGGGGCAGGACAUUCUGCAGGACGUGGUGGAGGGCUCCCAGGACGACAGGAAUAGGCAGGGCUCUAGCAGGGACUACCACUCUGGGGGCGGCCAGCAGCCCGCCCAAGGGUACAAGGAUGUCACGGACCAAAUCACGGACGAGCUGGGCACCCUCAGGCCCAACAACCCUCAGCAACCCGCCGGCGACUACCAUGGAGGCCAGGGAGGAGGUGGACAGUACCAAGGCGGAGGACAGUAUCAGGGAGGAGGACAGUAUCAGGGAGGGCAGUACCAGGGAGGAGGAGGAGGAGGAGGAGGAGGAGGAGACAUGAUAUCUGGACUCAUCGGUGGAUUUCUUGGCGGGGGUGGCGGUGGCAGACAGGAUCAGGGUCAGCAGAGAAAUGAUGGCAUGAAUGACCUAAUAGCAGGCAUGGCUUCCAAUUACAUUGGUGGCAUGAUCAGCAGCGGCCAAGGAGGCAGUGGUGGGGGAGGAAGUGGAAUACGUGACCAGGUGAUUUCAGGUAUUGCCUCCCAGUACAUCAACAAACUCGUCAGUGGUGGAGGGCAAGGCCAGCCAUCACAGAGGUCACAAGAUGAUGUCCUCUCAGGCAUCGCCUCCAGUGUGAUUGGUGGACUUGUUGGUGGUGGUGGCAGUGGAGGCAGUCAGCCCAGACAUUCUGGAGGAGCCAUUGCCUCAAACAUCAUCGGCAAGAUUGUUAGUGAUGGUGGUGGAGCCUCAGAUGACCUCAUUAGCCAGAUAAAUGUCCAUGGGCCAGGACCAAUGCCCCCUGGACAUGCAGUGCCAGGAAGGCCCUCAGGUAUUCCUGGGGGAAUGCCUGGGGGCCAGCCUGGAGCACCAGGGGGCCAAGGAGGGCCAGGAGCAUCACUUUACCGAACCAUUGCUGCCACAGCAGUAGAGGCUGUAAUAGGCAACAAGCUUGGUGAAGGAGUAAUGGGGGAUGUGGUGAAGGCAACCUCCACUGAUGUACUGGCUGAUGUUAUGGAGGGAGCAGUAGGGGCACAGUUCUCCACCAAGGAGGAUGGAGAAGUGGUUGAGAACCUGACCCAAACCCAGUUGGAUCCUUCCAAGCACCGCAUCAUUCCUAGUGCUGGUGUCCCCCUUCAGUCAUUUUGGGGUCAUCCCACGAAACACCGUUCCCUCAUCUCAUCCAUCAUGAGCCGCGGCGCCUACCACCUCCGCGACCGGCUGUUCAGCAGGGGCCCCCGCAAGGCGGCGCGCAUCACCCCAGCCCACGCCGUCUUCAGGGAAAUCAUGGCAUUAAAGGAAAUCACAGAUGAGCCACAGCUGUUUAUUGAUGGAGCCACACGCUUUGAUGUCAAGCAAGGAGAACUGGGUGACUGCUGGCUGUUGGCUGCUGUGGCAAACCUAACCCUCAACCGCCGUCUCUUCUAUCAAAUUGUGCCCAGCGACCAAGGCUUUGGAGAUAACUAUGCUGGCAUCUUCCACUUCAGGUUUUGGCAGUAUGGCCGCUGGGUAGAUGUUGUGGUGGAUGACCGACUGCCCACCUUCUAUGGCCGACUGGUUUUCAUGCACUCAGAAGAGAAGAAUGAGUUCUGGUCUGCCCUUGUGGAGAAGGCAUAUGCCAAGUUGCAUGGAUCGUAUGAGGCUCUAAAGGGAGGCACCACCUGUGAGGCAAUGGAGGACUUUACUGGUGGUGUAUCUGAGAUCUAUGACCUCACAAAGGCUCCUCCAAACCUUUUCAACAUCAUGCUGAAAGCUUACCAGAGAGGCUCCCUAAUGGGCUGCUCUAUUGAUCCAGACCCCAAUGAGGUGGAGGCACGUUGUGACAAUGGUCUGAUUCGUGGUCAUGCGUACUCCAUCACUCGCAUCAAGUUCUGUGAAAUUCAGACACCUAGAGUUUCUGGCAAGAUCCCUCUGGUCCGCAUUCGAAAUCCUUGGGGCAAUGAGGCUGAAUGGGUUGGCCCUUGGAGUGACAAAAGUCAAGAAUGGCAGUUCAUUCCUCCUGAGGAGAAGGAAGAGAUGGGCCUCACCUUUGAACAUGAUGGAGAGUUCUGGAUGUCCUUCAAGGACUUCCUUACCAACUUCACCAUGCUGGAGAUGACCAACCUGAAUCCUGACUCCCUGGAGGAUGAGGACAUCACUAGCUCUGUCCAGCACAAGUGGGAGAUGAGUGUCUUUGAAGGGGCCUGGAUCAGGGGCUCUACCGCUGGUGGCUGUAGGAAUUUCCUUGAGUCAUUCUGGCACAACCCACAGUACAGGAUCACUCUGAGUGAGGUGGAUGAUGAUGAUGAUGACAACAAGUGCACAGUGAUUGUGGCACUGAUGCAGAAGAAUCGCCGCUCACAAAGGAAGCUUGGCCUGGAGUGCCUUACUAUUGGCUUUGCAAUUUAUCAUUUGCGGGACCCAGACAGUGUUCCUCGGCCACUGGACCUGAAAUUCUUCAAGUACUCAGCAUCAGUUGCUCGCUCCCCAUCUUUCAUCAACAUGAGAGAGGUUUCAUGCCGUUUCAAGCUGCCCCCUGGCACAUACUGUAUUGUGCCAUCUACCUUUGAGCCUAAUGAGGAAGGAGAAUUCAUUCUGAGAGUAUUCUCUGAAAAAGCUAAUGAGAUGGAAGAAAAUGAUGAAGAUGUGGGCUUCGGACAGGUGGAUGACAGGGAUGAACAGGAUGGCCGAGGUUCACAAGUGAAGAGAGUCCAACCUGAGGAUGAUACACAGGAAGUGGAGGCUGAUGAGAGGAUCAAUGCCUUCUUCAGGAAAGUUGCUGGUGAUGACUUAGAGAUUGACUGGAAGGAGCUGCAGGAUGUCCUUAACUUUGCCCUGACAAGAGAGUUCAACUUUGAGGGCUUCAGCAAAGAUGUAUGUCGUAGCAUGAUUGCCAUGAUGGAUGUGGACCGCUCAGGCAAGCUGGGUCUCCAAGAAUUCCUGCAGUUAUGGAUGGAUAUCAGACUGUGGAAGAAUGCCUUCAAGCUAUAUGACAAGGACAACUCCGGCCAACUAUGUUCAUUUGAACUGCGUCAGGCCCUCAACUCUGCUGGCUAUCGCCUCAAUAACCAUGUUUGUGAUGCCCUCAUGCUGCGCUAUGGGGACCGGGAUGGCAAAGUGUCAUUUGAUGACUUCAUCAUGUGCUCUGUGAAGUUGAAGACCAUGAUGGGCCUACAGGAUGACCCAGACAAGAUGCAGGAAUUCUAUGAAGAGCUAAUGGCUGAGCAGCUAGAGAACCCUGAAGAGGAGGAAGAACAGGAGGGGGAGGAGGAGGAAUAAAAAAUUUUCCAGGAGAGAGACCCUGACAAGACUUCUAAGGCCACCUUCAGCCUCGAGGAGUGGGUAGAAAACACCAUGUACUCAUAGAACUACUUCAGUUUACUUACUGAAUCUGGAUAACUUUACUGCAAUGGGGGUUUAUUUAUAAAUAUGUAUGGUGAUUUUUGGAAGUUUUGCUUUAUUGAUGCAUCUGAUGCAUAUGCAGACUUCUUGUGUUGUGAAUUUAUUAUGUCUAAUGAUGCCAAAUUUAAGACCCAUUGUGUUAAGCUGGUCAAUAAAUUGUAUUCUUAUAUUUCAGCUGUGGUUCAAGUUAAUUACUGUAUCAAGCUAAUGUUGAGUAUAUAUAAUUUUUACUAUAAAAAGUUCAAGAGAUUUAAUAUGAACACCUCAAAAAGGAAAUUACAGUGUAUAACUUUUUUGUGAUAAGUUUUCAACUCUCUUCAGAAAUAUGCAGCAAUAUAUUUUUUUUCACUUGUGCACAAAUGGGGCAAGCAUCUGCUUUCUGCAGAGAUGUGGUGUGCAAUGAUGCCUCUUGAGUCCCUCCAUUCCAGCCACUUUAGGUCAUGGUGUCAGUUCCAGUAGCUUGUCAUAACUAUCAAAAUCUGUCAUGGUGCUAUGCUGUCCAUAAAUUGAAACUUCAUCAUUAUAAAAAUGUGGCUUCCUUUUAGUUUGAAAUUAAAAUUCAGAAAAUGUAGAGCAUUGUGUGUGUUCAAAAGGCAGUGAAUUAUAACAGUGCUGGUGAAAGUGUUUUCUAGAUGUGGCUUUUUUGUUUUUUUUUUUUUGUUUUUUUUUUUUUUUUUUAAUCUGUGGUUUAGUGUCUAGGGCUAUGAGAAAAAAUAUAUUUAUUUCAAUGUUAUUCUAUGAUGGUGGCAUUUAAAUAUAGCCACUUAGUAUUAAUGCUAUUGUUUUGUUUAUUAUGUGCUUAUGAGCAAAAUUUAUCGUGCUUUUAUUUUGCAGCUUUAUCUCCCAUUGUUAUAAUUUAGCCAUAUAGUAUAUAUAUAUUUUUUACUUUGACAGAGCCUUAGGGGAAAUACACUUGCCAUAACAGUU